CAACAAUAAAGCAGACGAUGCGGCCGUGAUUCAUCAAAUUAACUCCCGUUGCAGUUGGAGCUCGGAUUCCACUCCCUUCGUUCGUCGCCUGGGAGAGGAAUAUGCCCAGUCCAAAGCCACUUCUGUUAGCUCCAAGACUUACCCGAAGCAGGAAUUACAGUUACGGCCCAGAACCCCCAACAGAUGAGGGGGCAAACAGUCGGACAGCAGGUCGAUACAAGAGAGACGAAUCUACGUGCUCUCCCUAUCAGUAUAAAGGCUAUGGUUCCGGACGCUACAAUCUGAGGCACAGAGGAUGGAGGAACGCUAGGCAGAACACCAUCGGUGGAAGUUCAUGUUCUACGUCCAGCUCCAAUGCACGAGGACGGAACAGCGCUGGCAGCAAUAGUGAGGCAACCCCUCGUGAGAAUAUUACCCCGGAGAGUCCAAGCAAUCAACAGUGGACGCCACGGAAAGAUGGACAUUACCUCCCGCAAAUGAAAUACCUUGCAGGGGAAGUGAGAAAUUGGAAAUAUUGGUACGAACUGAAGAGCGUCAAAACCGAAGUUCGUAAUACUCUGCCAACAAAAACAGUCAUAGAACAAGAACGAGAACGCGACAGAAUUAAAGAAGCUUUAAGAGUGGCGCAGAUGGAGAGAAUGGUCGUGAGAAGAACACGGAACACCACACCCCGUGAGCAGAGUGACACUGUCGCCGUUCCCCAUGACAAUCUUACGUCGGAGAAACAGAACACGGCGACCUCCACCCGGCUUGCAGUUUUACAACGAAAACCAGCGCCAAGCAAAAAUGAGCUCUCCAGCUUUGGAACCUUUACUCUGUGGAGUUGCUGACGACCCACAGAUAUUAAUAGAGGCGGAUCUCUACCGCAUUAUACAGAAGUAGUUGUUUUUCCUUGCUUUGUUUUCAAAUAAGGCAAAGUGCGCUAUGCGGGACGACUAAUAAUAAAAUCCUGCUAAAUGGGGGCGGGUGCAUGUCAUGAUAUUUUUCACACGAGGAAGAGGUUAAAAUUUGCAUAAUUUUUAUUACCAAGAAAAAAACAACUAAGUGAAAUUAAGCAUGUAAUGCAAGAUGAUAUUUUCACAUUGAUUAACUCUUGGUUUGAAAGCUUCGUCAAACAAAGCAAAAAAGAAAACUCGCAUCAGGGCCCAAUCAAUAAUUAUUUGUGCAACGAAUAAACAGUGAAAACAUCCGAAGUGAGUAUUUCCCUAUGGUAAUAUUUACUUCAACCUUUAGGUCACAGAGAGAAAAUCGAUUGCGUUUUCUUGCUCAUAAACAGGCAGCUGUGCGUUGGUCAGCAAAAAAUUAACGGAGCGUGCCAAAUAUACGGUUCAUCACAUUGCAUCAGUGUUGUAUAUUAUAAGCAAUUGCUUCUCUGGUUGCUCUGUGGGGGUGAUAUUCUUAUUUUGUUUUUGAUUAUAUUUAUGUGAAAUGUGCGAUUGUUGUUCUUGGUCAUUAGCUAAAUGCACCGCGGUGACCAGUUUUCGUGCGUCAAGUGUGCCAUUUAAUACCCACAGUUCAAGAAGAUCACCCUGAAACCGAUUCCACUGCUUCGCUUUUCUAUGCAUUGUACUGGUACUGUUAUGUUGACAAACACAGUGUCAUUAUUUUCUUUUCGUUGGAAAAAUCAGCGAUUGUUAUUUUUGGUCAUUAACCUACACCUGUGCUUUGACCAUAACAGGUGAACGCCGCGUGCACCAGUGAAGGCAGGUUAGGCCCUUUAUACAAGUAGCAUAGGAAGGCUGUUUCACGCUGCCAUGAAAUGCUCAAUGAUUAUAUUACUUGAAAACAGUUCCAUAUUAUUUUUGUUUUGACACUCAAUCCUGUCUAGUCUUACAUUGAAUUUGUACGUUGCUUGUCUGUUUUAUAUCAACAACAAUUUUGUUAUUCUGGGGCUCAUUCCUAUUGGCACUAUCGGUCUGCGUGAAUCGAUCCAACUCCCCGGGGACUCUCGC
Lingula anatina is the source of this 1952-nucleotide messenger RNA. RefSeq lists its product as uncharacterized. The record is from RefSeq and is a predicted model, not a curated record. Lineage: Eukaryota; Metazoa; Brachiopoda; Lingulata; Lingulida; Lingulidae.